GCGCGGCCGUGCGCGCACCGUGGCAGAUAAUCACGGCCACGGUGCGGGGAACACGCCUCUCUUUUCCACUCCCGGAUGCUGCUUUUUUAGACCUUUCUGUACGAGUUGAAGAUGACGGGAGUUUUCGACACGCUGAGCGCCGACAUGCACUCCAGCCAGAUGACGUCCAGCAGCUACCACGGCCUGCACAAGUCGCAGGAGUCGCCCACGCUCCCGGUGUCCACGGCCACGGACAGCAGCUACUACAACAGCCCGCAGCCCGGACACGGACACGCAUGCGCGCCCUCGCCCUUCGGCCCGCUGGCCUCCUUCCAGUACGGCGGCGCCCUGAACUACCAGCCCAGGUCUUACGACGUGCAGCCCGCCUUUGACGCGCCCUACGCGGGCUACGGCUCCUACGGACCCCCCUCCACCUCGCCCGCCCCCACCGACACAGAGAAAGAAGAGAGCGAGCCAGAAAUCCGGAUGGUGAACGGCAAACCAAAGAAAGUCCGAAAACCUCGAACUAUUUACUCCAGCUUCCAACUGGCGGCGCUGCAGAGAAGGUUCCAGAAGACGCAGUACUUGGCGCUGCCGGAGCGCGCCGAGCUGGCGGCCUCGCUGGGUCUGACGCAGACGCAGGUGAAGAUCUGGUUCCAGAACCGGCGCUCCAAGUUCAAGAAGCUGUGGAAGAACGGAGAAAUCCCGGCGGAUCAACACGUGCCCGCCAGCGAGUCCCCGCCGUGCGCGUCCCCGCCCAGCGCCUGGGACUUUCCACAGACUGCGGGCAUGAGCACGAUGACCCCCGGCACCGACAGCCCCCCCAUCCUCGGCGCGCCUUCUUCCUCCUCCUCCUCCUCCCCAUCCUCAUCAUCCUCAUCCUCCUUUCUGGCCAACUACUCCUGGUACUCCAACACGAACUCCCAGCACCUGCAGCCGCUGCUCCACCAACACCAACAACACCACCACCACCACAACAACAACAACAACGCCCUCAUCAGCGCAGGCACGAUAUUCUGAAGUCCAACUCCUCAUUUUUGUUGUUGUUGUCGCGCCCUUCUUUUUACGAGCGGAAGCCAAAACAUGGACCUGGCGCACAUAUAUAGAUCCACAGUCUCAACACUUAUUUUUCUAUUUAUUUAUUUUGUUUAUGUCCAGGAAAAAAAUGAACGAAUGAACUACUUUUAAUAUAGUUAUAAUAAGUAUAAUAAUAAUUAUUAUUAUUAUUGUUAUUAUUAUUAUUACAGCCGGUCUUGACUUUUUCCCUGCAAAAAAAAAAAAAAAGGCCAUCCUUGCCCGUCAUGAUGUAACUGAAGUCAACGUACGGUGCCUUUUUCUACAUGACCUCAUCAUUUUUGUAAUUGUGUGAUGAAUAUUCAAAGAGACCAUACAUUUUUACGAGAGGAAGCCAAAACACACAAAAAAUCUACAGUCCCAACACUUAAUUUUGUAUUUAUUUUGUUUAUGUCCAGGAACAAAUUAAUGAACCACUUUUAUUAUAGUAAUUAUUAUUAUAAUAGUAAUGAUGAUGAUAAUAAUAAUUGAUAAUUAUUAUAAUUAUUACUAAAGCCAGACUUGACUUUUAUCCCAGGAAAAAAAAACAAAAAAACAUCCUUGCCCGUCAUGAUGUAGCUCAAGUCAACGUCCGGUGCCUUUUUCUACAUGACCUCAUCAUUUUUGUAAUUGUGUGAUGAAUAUUCAAACAGACGUUUCCUCCAUCUCAAUACAUUUUUACGCGGAAGCCAAAACACAAAAAAAAUCCACAGUCUCCACAUUUAAUUUUGUAUUUAUUUAUUUUGUUUAUGUCCAGGAACAAAUGAAUGAACCACUUUUAUAAUAAUAAUUAUUAUUAUAAUAGUAAUGAUGAUAAUAAUAAUAAUAAUUGAUAAUAAUUAUUAUAAUUAUUAUUAAAGCCGGACUUGACUUUUUCCCCUGCAAAAAAAAAUGACCAUCCUUGCCCGUCAUGAUGUAGCUCAAGUCAACGUACGGUGCCUUUUUCUAUAUGACCUCAUCAUUUUUGUAAUUGUGUGAUGAAUAUUCAAAGAGACCAUACAUUUUUACGAGAGGAAACCAAAACACACAAAAAAUCCACAGUCCCAACACUUAAUUUUAUAUUUAUUUUGUUUAUGUCCAGGAACAAAUUAAUGAACCACUUUUAUUAUAGUAAUUAUUAUAAUAAUAGUAAUGAUGAUGAUAAUAAUUGAUAAUUAUUACUAAAGCCGGACUUGACUUUUUUCCCUGCAAAAAAAAAAAAAAAAAAAACCAUCCUUGCCCGUCAUGAUGUAGCUCAAGUCAACGUCCGGUGCCUUUUUCUACAUGACCUCAUCAUUUUUGUAACUGUGUGAUGAAUAUUCAAACAGACGUUUCCUCCAUCUCAAUACAUUUUUACGAGAGGAAGCCAAAACACAAAAAAAAUCCACAGUCUCCACAUUUAAUUUUGUAUUUAUUUACUUUGUUUAUGUCCAGGAACAAAUGAAUGAACCACUUUUAUAAUAAUAAUAAUUAUUAUUAUAAUAGUAAUGAUGAUAAUAAUAAUAUUAAUUGAUAAUAAUUAUUAUAAUUAUUAUUAAAGCCGGACUUGACUUUUUCCCCUGCAAAAAAAAAUGACCAUCCUUGCCCGUCAUGAUGUAGCUCAAGUCAACGUACGGUGCCUUUUUCUACAUGACCUCAUCAUUUUUGUAAUUGUGUGAUGAAUAUUCAAAGAGACCAUACAUUUUUACGAGAGGAAACCAAAACACACAAAAAAUCCACAGUCCCAACACUUAAUUUUAUAUUUAUUUAGUUUAUGUCCAGGAACAAAUUAAUGAACCACUUUUAUUAUAGUAAUUAUUAUAAUAAUAGUAAUGAUGAUGAUAAUAAUUGAUAAUUAUUACUAAAGCCGGACUUGACUUUUUUCCCUGCAAAAAAAAACAAAAACAAAAAAAAAAAACAUCCUUGCCCGUCAUGAUGUAGCUCAAGUCAACGUACGGUGCCUUUUUCUACAUGACCUCAUCAUUUUUGUAAUUGUGUGAUGAAUAUUCAAACAGACGUUUCCUCCAUCUCAAUACAUUUUUACGAGCGGAAGCCAAAACACAAAAAAAAUCCACAGUCUCCACAUUUAAUUUUGUAUUUAUUUAUUUUGUUUAUGUCCAGGAACAAAUGAAUGAACCACUUUUAUAAUAAUAAUAAUUAUUAUAAUAGUAAUGAUGAUAAUAAUAAUAAUUGAUAAUUAUUAUUUUAAUUAUUAUUAAAGCCGGACUUAACUUUUUUUCCCUGCUAAAAAAAAAAGCCCAUCCUUGGCCGUCAUGAUGUAGCUCAAGUCAACGUACGGUGCCUUUUUCUACAUGACCUCAUCAUUUUUGUAAUUGUGUGAUGGAUAAUCAAACAGACGUUUUCUCCAUCUCAAUACAUUUUUACGAGUGGAAGCCAAAACAUGGACCUGGUGCACAUAUGUAGAUCCACAGUCUCAACACUUAUUUUUGUAUUUAUUUAUUUUUGUUCAUUUCCAGGAACAAAUGAACGAACGAACGAACCACUUUUAUUAUAGUAAUAAUAUUGAUAAUAAUAAUUAUUAUUAUCUUUUUUCCCUGCAAAAAAAAUCCUCCCCGUCAUGACGUCAAGUCAACGUAUGGUGCCUUUUUUCUACAUGACGUCAUCAUUUUGUUAUUGUGUGAAGAAUAUUCAACAGACGUUUCCUCCAUCUGCAUCAAUUCUGCACGUCUGUAAAUAUGAUUAUUUUAUAAAUGCAUGUUUUUUAAAGCUAUUGGUUGCAAAAACAAAUCAUUUACCAAAGCUACUGAUUGUUCUGCAUCUGAUUUUUUUUGUACCAUGUGUUUGUGUUCUAUUUAUUUUUUUUACCUGUGCUCGAUAUGAUUAUUUAAAUAAAAAAAAAUGUUCCUCUGAA
Molecule: messenger RNA, 3862 nt
Organism: Nerophis ophidion (straightnose pipefish)
Lineage: Eukaryota; Metazoa; Chordata; Actinopteri; Syngnathiformes; Syngnathidae
Gene: dlx2a
Product: distal-less homeobox 2a
Exons: 3
Coding region: 112-999 (295 amino acids)
Biological process (GO): embryo development; cell differentiation; negative regulation of transcription by RNA polymerase II
Molecular function (GO): RNA polymerase II cis-regulatory region sequence-specific DNA binding; DNA-binding transcription factor activity, RNA polymerase II-specific
Source: RefSeq, a predicted model, not a curated record